Aspergillus bombycis is the source of this 1518-nucleotide messenger RNA. RefSeq lists its product as uncharacterized. The record is from RefSeq and is a predicted model, not a curated record. Gene Ontology annotation, biological process: proteolysis. Bases 1 to 1518 code for a protein of 505 amino acids. Gene Ontology annotation, molecular function: serine-type exopeptidase activity; dipeptidyl-peptidase activity. NCBI's taxonomy places the organism in Eukaryota, Fungi, Ascomycota, Eurotiomycetes, Eurotiales, Aspergillaceae. The transcript is spliced from 3 exons.
AUGUCUGGUCUACGUCUCUUGACCCUGCAGCUUUGCGCUGCCACUUUAUGCUGUGCGAUCAGCUCCAAUGUGGUGGCUGAAUAUGCCACGCUCCCAAUAGACCACUGGAACGUUUCAGUGGGAACCUACCACAAUCGGUACUGGGUGAAUGAUCAGCACUAUCGUGCUGGAGGGCCAAUUUUCAUUCACGAUGUGGGUGAAAGCAAUGCAGAGCAUCCAGCUCAGCGGUACUUGGGUCAAUCGUCCUCCUACCUGGUUAACCUCCUUCGAGAGUUUCAUGGGAUGGGAAUCGUAUGGGAGCACCGGUACUUCGGGGACUCCCAACCGUUUCCAGUCAAUCUCACCACCCCUCUUGAGCACUUCAAGUACUUGACCACAUCACAAGCUCUGGCGGAUAUUCCCGUUUUCGCAAGGACGUUUCGUCGUCCACAGAUAGAAUAUGACCUUACGCCAGAGACAACAUCAUGGGUGAUGAUAGGAUGCUCCUACUCGGGGGCACGAGCGGCCUUGUCUCGUCAUGAGUACCCGGGAACAUUCCACGCAGCCUAUGCAGCGUCGGCAACCCUCCUUGCGCAAAACAAUGACACAUCAUAUUUUGAACAGGUCUAUCGCGGGAUGGUUGGAUAUGGUUAUCGCAAUUGCACGAAAGAUCUUCACGCGAUCAUGGCCUACGUGGACGAUCAACUAUCAUCCUCACCAGAGAACGCAUCGUCCAUCGCACAACUUUUCCUCGGCCCUGGCGCAGAACACAACACCUACGCAGACUUGACCACUGCAUUAGCAACCAUCUACGACCAAUUCCAAGGCCAAGGCAUGGGCCGGCAGAGCAGCCCCACAUCCCUUGCCGCAUUCUGCGACUACCUAGAACAGGACCCGCAUACUGGCCUCCCAGCACCAACAACAGGGCUAGUCCCCAUAUAUGGCGCAAGAGCUCUAACAGAGCGGUACGCAUCCUGGCCACCACUCACAGAAAUGAUCAAUAAAAGCUACCAAACCAAUUGUCGAGAUACCAAGACGAAUAACAAUGCUAAUCGCACCUGCGACCUAUCUCUGCCACGCUCAUCCGACCCCGCGAUAAUUGCAUGGACAUGGAUGACCUGUACAGAAUGGGGAACCAGCGUUGGUCCUAACCUAGGCUCACAUGCGAUUGUAUCUAAGUACCUACUGUCCCAAGAGGGAGAGGACGGUGGCAAUCUCUGUAAUCGACAAUUCCCUGGUGCUGUUGAGUACGGUGCCCUGCCCAGACGGCCGGCAACAGACAGGCAUAAUAAUGGCGUUACUAAUAAACUGCAUCCUACUAAUACGUUCUGGACGGAGGGGGAGUAUGAUCCGUGGCGUUCGCUGACGAGGCUCCCUCUACCUGCAGAUGGUGAGGAGGGUAGGAUGGACUCGACUGAGUACAUUCUUCAUCAUGCAGAGCAUUGCUAUGAUUUUAGAACGACGUCAAGUGAGUCGGCUCGUAUGGCGCAGGGUCGGUUCAUUGGCCUUUUGAGAAAGUGGCUGGAGGGGUAUAAGUAG